CCCACCGCCUUCGAGUACUUAUAGCCGACGUCCUGCUUGCCGCAGGUUGUCUUGCGUCCAGGGCCCUCCGAAAGUGCUUUCUCGCAGCGUCUCGUCCGCCUCAUCGUCUGCUCCACACGCACAGCCGCAACGUCGCUGGGUGCUGUCUGUGUCUCUCCUCUCCCGCUCGCUCUCGUCUCUCGCCUCGUGCCUGCUGUUCUCGCCGCGGCUGUGACUCGCCCAAUCCAGAACUCAACGAUCUCUUGAUCUGUCGUCCCAAGCCAGCCAUCGUUGCCUUCCAAGUCGCAGGAACAUACUGGCUUUGAUCCCGUCCCGGCUGCUCUCAAGACCCGGACCGCACCACUGUUUCGUCGCCAGCACCAUCUGUGCCCGCACCCCCCUUUCGCACCCCGCCUCUCAGCCAAAUCAUGCUCCGUGGCGAUGCCAAGUCGGCCGAUGAGGUCGCAUCAACCACUCCUCUGAUCGCCCAAAAGGUCACCGACGACAAUGUCCUGCAGGCCCUCGAGGAGAAGUGGACCGUCAUUGCCGAGAACGAUCGACCCGAAGACAUCAAGCCCGCGAACCUCUACGAGCGCUUCGUCUUUGCCAUGAUCCGUGAUCCCAGGGACCUCAAAGUCUUCAACUUGGCCUUCCGUGGCCUCCUCACCGUCGUUCCGUCGGCCGCAUUGCUGAUCUUCUGGCGCUUCAGCUGGAUCCAGGCUAUUGUGCACAUCUUCUUUGUUGCCUCCAUUGCCGAGAUCUACACCCUGGCUCUGCAUGUGUCUUCGCAUCGCCCCCUGUUCAAGCCGCAGUUCCAGCUCUGCAACCACAUCAUCCCCGUUGUCCUCGGCCCGUUCUUUGGACAGACCUGGUAUACCUACUACUGGCACCACGUCAAGAUGCACCAUCCCACCGACAACUCGCCUGAGGAUCUCUCGACCACCCUGUUUUACCAGCGUGACUCGCUCAUCGGCUUCCUCCACUACUUUUUGAGCUUCUACUUUGGAGGCAUGUUCACUCUGUCCAACUUCUUCUACCAGCGACGCCGCACCGAUGUUGCCAUCGGCAUCAUCUUGGGCGAGCUCGGCGUCUUUGCCCUCUACACCGUUGGCACGCUGCUGGCGCCCAGCGUCUGGUCGGCUGCCUUUGUCUUCUACAUCCCCUUCAACCUGGUUCGCUUUGGCAUGAUGCAGGGCAACUUUGUCCAGCAUGCCUUCCUGGAGCGCUCCGACCCUCUUGGUGGUGGUCGCGAGAACUCCAUCACCAUCAUUGCCUCGGACUACAACAAAAACUGCUACAACGACGGCUAUCACGCCUCCCACCACCUGAACGCCAUCCGCCACUGGACCGAGCAUCCUCGCGAGUUCAUCACCAAGCGCCUCGAGUACCACCAGGAGAAGGCCGUUGUCUUCCAGGGCACCAACUACGCCGAGGUCUGGUGGUUCCUGAUGACCAAGGACUACCAAGGCUUGGCCAAGAAGUGGGUGCACUGCGGCGACGGAACCCGCCCCAGCGACGAGAAGAUUGUGUCCCUGCUGAAGGAAAAGACCCUGCGUUUCACUCCACAGCAGCUCGAGACCAUCUACGCCAACAAGAGCAAGAAGUAGAUCGAUCUGACGCCCCAGAACAUCGAUGCGUUAGAGCUGUGGCUGGCGUUUCCCCGACCCUCUCUUGGCCCUCCCCAUCUCGGUUCUGCGCUGCCCUUUCCGUUUUCCCACUGCCUUCUUUUUCAGCCUCGCUGUCCGAUACAUGCGUGCCCUCAUGCGUGUGGGCUUGCGAUGGGCUCUUGAGUAUUUAAUCUUGCCUGCUUGCCUGCUUGCUUGCCAGAAAGCUGUUGGAUAGAGCAGCUAUGAUCCCAUGUAAAUCCAUCCUUACCACCAGCACACCCAAUUGAUGUCGAAGUUUUGACAAAAUACACCCAGCCAACGGCAAGCCGAGCACGAUCGUCCGCC
Molecule: messenger RNA, 1931 nt
Organism: Polychytrium aggregatum
Lineage: Eukaryota; Fungi; Chytridiomycota; Chytridiomycetes; Polychytriales
Product: fatty acid desaturase
Exons: 4
Coding region: 408-1586 (392 amino acids)
Biological process (GO): lipid metabolic process
Source: RefSeq, a predicted model, not a curated record